This is a messenger RNA of Populus euphratica (Euphrates poplar), 1447 nucleotides long. Its product is annotated as RING/U-box superfamily protein. The transcript is spliced from 6 exons. The record is from RefSeq and is a predicted model, not a curated record. Gene Ontology annotation, biological process: protein polyubiquitination; protein monoubiquitination. Gene Ontology annotation, molecular function: ubiquitin protein ligase activity. The coding region runs from base 53 to 922 and encodes 289 amino acids. Lineage: Eukaryota; Viridiplantae; Streptophyta; Magnoliopsida; Malpighiales; Salicaceae.
AACUGUAAAACGGAGGAGGGCUGGCCAUCACUAUCUAGGCAUCACUACCGGAAUGGAAUCGUCGUCUUCGAUUGCUUCGCGGAGGUCAAAGAGGCAGAGUCAAGAGAAGUUCUUAUCGAAAGUAAUUUUGCCAGCAAUACGGGGGCAGUCAUGUCCAGUAUGCUUAAAAGAUUUUGGUGGCGAAGAAGAUUACCGAAGAGUUGCGGUGAUUAGGGUUUGCUUACACGCUUAUUGUCUCGAUUGCAUCCGCAAGUGGAGCGAUAUCAAGCGGAAGUGUCCUCUCUGUAGUUCGGAGUUCAAUUCUUGGUUCUGUAGAAUCAUUCUCUCCACUCGAAAUUUCUCGACGGAGAAAUUACCGGUGGUCAGGGAGAGCAGAAGGGUCACUCCGCUAGAUAUCUUGAGCUAUAGGCAACGAGCUGGAUUGAAUGUUGCUAAUCGGAGAAGUAGGCCAUUACCAUGCCGGCGAAGAUUUGGACAGCCAAUGCCAGGAUCUGUGGGUUCUGAUGUUAUUGCUCAAAGAAAGCUUCAGUGGCGUGCUAGCAUAUAUAAUCAAAGAUUGCAUGCUGUUCCUAUAUCUUCGAGGAAUUGCCUCAAGCAGAUUAUAUCAAGAAAUGGUUGCAUGAAACAAAGGAUACUGCACAGGAUAGAACCAUGGAUUCAAAGGGAGCUACAGGCGAUCCUUGAGGACCCAGAUCCAUCUGUCAUCGUUCAUCUUGCCUCCUCUCUUUUUAUUGCAAGCCUUGAACGCGGGUCUGAUGUUCAGUCAGAUCAGCUUGGUGUUGAAGACCACUUUCUUGAAUCACUGCGAUGUUUUUUGCAUGGUUGGACCCACACGUUUUGGCAUGAACUUAGAUGUUUUGCAGAAAGCUCACUUACAAUGGAAACUUAUGACAUGGUGGUUGAAUAUAAACAAUCAGACUAAGUGUGGAACUGGGACUUGGGACUUUCAUUUGUCUUUAGCAUACAUCCGUCAAGCGUUUUGGUACAUUAUUCAUCGAAGAAAAUCACAUGAAAUCAACUGUUACCAUUAACUAGAAGCUGAGAUGAGGUGACAAAUGUCAUUUGCUGGAAUCCUGAAAGAGACAGCAAGUUGUAGCCUCCAUUGCCGUUGCCUCACCAAAAGAGAGGCAUUUCAAAGAUCUUAAUAUCUGGAAACAAAAUAAACUGAAAGAACCGCCUGAAUUGAAGAUCAGAAUUUUUGCCGAAGGAUUUAUUAUCAGAAACUUGACAGUUCAACGAGAUAGGCUUGGAAACACAUCCAACAACUCUUUCUGAAUUCUGAAUCCAGAAAUCAGACUGCGCAAAGGAACAAUAAUUCCAGUGCUUGCUUUUCACUAUCAGAAUGCGUUACUGUUAUACAUGUUUGCUUUACACUAUCUGAAUGCACAGCUGUUGCAUCUUUUUACAUGAAAUUCGCUCAUAGAGUUUACCUAACAGAGUGCGCGCA